AUGUCCGCAGCCAUGGCGGCUUACGACUUAUCCCGGCGCGCUAACCCGAGCUUCCAGUCGCCUGCCAAGGUGUUUGCCAAGAUGAAAUCCAAAGUGCAGAAGGAAGCCACGUGCGGAAAAGAGGUUUUUAUCGCGAGCAAGGAUCCGCUGUGUGAGGUCCGAGGAAAACAAGAAGCCGCUAAGAGAGCAGCGAACAUCUGGACGCAUACGGAGCUCAAGGAAAACCGGAGGUUGGAUUCCUAUGCCGACGAAGCCCAAGCUUUGACUUUGUCACCCAUAUCGAGCCCUCGGAAAACCUUCGAUUAUACUUGCUCAGACAUUAGCAGCAAGCCGCUGGACGUCACUUCCCCCGGGGGUGAAUCCAUGUGUGGGGGCACCCCGGGAGGCAGAGCUGUCCUGCAGUCAACAGCUGUGGAUCACCCCCUCUGCCUGGUCAGCAGAGAUCAGACUCGUGUGGUAGACCCGGGUGGCUUUCAUGUGUCCAGCAGGACUCCGGUGAACCUACCGCCACUACAGAACUACAGAAAGGAUGACAGCGAGUUUGCUCUUCUAAACAAACACAAGCCACUGGUGGCCAGUGUCCACACCCCCAUGAGGAACAGGCUGAGGAAGAGGAAAUGGGAGCAGCAGGAGGUCAGGAGACCCAGUGGACACACUCCGGGGAGCAAGGAGGACCAAAGUCCAGAGCAAGAAAGAGAAGCCCCAGCUUUAAUGGAGGCUUACGGCCACAACAACACCCCCGGGAGGGGUGUAGUUAAGUCCGCUGACCCCUGUGAGAGGCUACACCAACCCAUGUUCUCCCCACCGGGAUCUGCAGUCCGUAAAGGUUGCAUUGUCACUUUGGAAAAGUGGCCUACGAUGUCCCCGGCCAAAAUGUUUGCACUCAUGAAGGAAAGGGAGAGCAAAAAGGAGCACCAGGACGCCCUGAACAGCAGCAGAAGGGAGCUCUUUGGUCAGGGUGAGGGAGGAGAACGAAAGCCCCCCACCUCGAGGGGAAACCUUCAUCAGUCCAGAGAGACUCCUCUCUCCUCGGCUCAUGCUGUGGGUGACGUGGGGAAUGUCUCCCCCAGAGCCACUCCUGGAAGAAGGGACCCUGUUCCUGGGUGCGGUGCGGCCUCGGUGGACAGCCGGUCGGUGGCCGACGGCUUGGAGGACGCCGCCAUGGCCGCGGCCCCGCCACAGCCACAGCCGGCUCUGGUGGAAGACCCGCUGGUGCUCAACUCUCCACAGAUCUCCAUACCAAAGAUGCGGGGGAGUGUGUUCAAACGGAGUCACUGGCCCAGUCAAAAGAAGUUCCCAGUCAGCCCUAGUUCAGACAGAGAAAUGGUCCUCUGGGAGGAGAACAUACCAUGGAACAGCAACAUCAUUGUGGACAGGGUUUCCGGUUCUGUGCUGAAGACCCUCUCAGGCAGGGUUUACAUCUUAGUGGGGAAGAUGAGGAUAGAUCUUGCCAAGGAUUUCCCAAAUUGGCUUUUGAAAAAAUUCCUCAACGGUUUUCCUCCCAACUGGAAGGCGCUUUACGAGAGGUUUCUGUCGGAGUCGAGGGACGGAGCAGAGAGGAGCCAGGACAGAAGAGGAACCGGAGGGAAGAGUGACUCUGAGCCUUCCUCCGUCAAACACUCUGCCAAGAAGCAAAGACAAAAUCCCUUUAAAACACCCGAGUUUCGUCCCCCUGCCGCCUCCUCCUCCUCCUGCUCCGCUACAAGAAUGUCCCGAAGCGGGCGCGUCAUCAAGCCCCCUCUGGAGUACUGGAAGGGGGGGAGAGUGGUCCUGGACGCCCAGAUGAACGUCACCAUCCACGAGGGCUACGACACCUCUAACGAGGGGGCCGGUGGGUCUGACCACGACCGGACAUAUGAAAUCUGUCUGUGCCUUUCGCAGGAAAUCUCCAUCAUAGCUUCUCCCAGGACGACGCAGAGGCCGGCUCGUGUCUUCCUGCCCAGCAGCGAGGGUAAACCCGUCCCGAGCUGUAGUUCCAGCAUCGGAACAAGCCACAGUGUCGUGGCUGACCGCUCUCUGUACCACUCAGGCCGGAUGGCGAGCGGCUUAGUCUCCGAGGGGGACGCUCCGGUUCCGGCUAAGAGGGUCGGGGCCCUCAGGAAACGGGAGAAGGCCGCCAUCCCGUCGGCCGUGGAGGUGCUGAGCGGCAGCAGCCCCGAGCAGUGGUGUGGCCGGGUGACGCGGUCCAGCCAGUGGCGGCCAGGCCCCACUUCGGAAAGAGCAUCGCACAUGGACGCCGCCCCACAAACGCAAAAGAAACCCCGGAUCCCUUCAGCGAACUCCCCCGAACGUCCUCCGGCUAAAGGUAAAACGGAGCGGCCGUCAUCCGGGGACGAACCCCCCAGAAGGAAAGGGAGACAAAGCCGAAGGGCACACAAGGGGGCGAAGGUCCAAACACCGUCCCCAGGCCACAAGCCUUCAUCCUGCAAGCCAGCGGAGUCCUCUCAGGGGGGCAGGAAAGCUUCCAGGGAGAGGAGCGCCGCCACGAGAAAGAAGGCCGGGGCCCGAACGCAGCCCACGGGCAGCAACGGAGCCCAGACGCCGCCGCCGGCCGAGCCGCCGCUCAGACCCAGGCUGAACAGCAGGAAAGACCCGAGAAAAAGCAGCACGGCCCGGACCCCGGAGCCGGAGGGAGACGAGUGGACGCAGGCAGAGCUCCUGAGGCUGCGGGAGGCUGUGGCCUGCUAUCCGAAGCACCUCCCGGCUUACUGGGCCAAAGUAGCCCGGAUGGUGGGGACGCGCUCGGCCGAGGAGUGCCACCGCCACCACACCUCUCCGGGGACGGCCGAGACGCCGGCCAAAAAGCCCAAAAGCCGCGGAGGGGAAAAAGCCUCCACGGCCAAAGCGGCGGCAGUUGCAGAGUGCCCAGUGAUCUCCGCCCGGGCGGGAACCCUGAAGCGAAAGCAGCAGGUGCGGCAGUUCCUGGAGGCUCUCCCCAGAGAGGACGUGGACGAUGCCUUCAGCUCGGCCUACAUGCAGCACAAACGCUUCGAGGUUCGUCCGGCGCUCGCCUGGCCUUUUCUCGAGACGAGGGGAGCGCUUCCCUUUUUAACCUCUCCGGAUCCGCAGAUCCCCUCGCUGUGUCCGAGCGACGAUCAGGACUUCCAGCUGUCGGAGCUGGAACCCCAGACACCCGUGUCGUCGUGUUUCCCAGAGGUGAAGACUCCACAGUGUCUGCACAUCACCCCCGGGAUGAUGGGCUCCCCAAAUACCAAUAAUGACGACAAAUAUGUGUACCAGCUGCAGAAGAGGAUGAAAAAGAAUCAGUUCGAUGUCCGUAAGAGCUCACCUUCUUCAAAGAGGUUCACGCCCACUCCAUCAACAAAACAACCCGUAAAAAGAAUUGCUAACACAGGAAAUGAUGCGUUUGUCAUUUGGGAGAUGUUCCCUGGAAAUGAGGAGGUGCUAUCUGAAAGCGGAGAGGAAGAGGAUUUCUACUUCUCCGAUGACUGAGUGGACUCCGAGCUGAAAUGGAAUAUCACUAUUUUUAACAAACCCAAAUGAUUGAAACAAAACGUAGCCAAGUCCUGAAUCACACUAUAAUCACCUAUAUAAACAAUAAAUUUGGCAGGAUUAAAAAACACUUUAAUUUGAUGCAGCCUGGUGCUCCUGGUGUCCACCAGCUCCCUGUAAAUAUAGUUUUUGUUUUAAGUCCUUAUUCCCAGAUCAGUUGUAAUUAGAUUUUUAAUAAAUCCUUUUUUUUUUUAAAGACUGAUUGUGUUUGGACCAAAACCGCUGUACAUACUAUGAACACAUUUAUACAAAUCUCACAGUUUGUUAUAUAAAACUGUUUAAGAUGACCAAGUUUAGUAUGUAGAUGUGUAGAUCCUCGAAUUUCAAUCAAAAUAAAUUUGUUGAGGGAUAUUGUUUCUUCACGUUGACUUCAGGGAUGGAAAAUUUGAUCAUUUGAAGUUGUGUCCUGUAAAAUGUAACUGAAGACAACUUUUCUUUCAUAAACCA
Menidia menidia (Atlantic silverside) is the source of this 3960-nucleotide messenger RNA. NCBI's taxonomy places the organism in Eukaryota, Metazoa, Chordata, Actinopteri, Atheriniformes, Atherinopsidae. The record is from the annotation of a GenBank genome assembly.